Molecule: messenger RNA, 1287 nt
Organism: Fusarium subglutinans
Lineage: Eukaryota; Fungi; Ascomycota; Sordariomycetes; Hypocreales; Nectriaceae
Product: cytochrome P450 monooxygenase monooxygenase (lovA)
Exons: 2
Coding region: 1-1287 (428 amino acids)
Molecular function (GO): monooxygenase activity; oxidoreductase activity, acting on paired donors, with incorporation or reduction of molecular oxygen; heme binding
Source: RefSeq, a predicted model, not a curated record
AUGGCGAGAAUCCCUUCAAACAUCCUGGUCCCAAAUGGCAUCAAGACUAUUCUGCCACCUUCGUUUGUCAGCUGGGCCAAGAACAACAAGGACUUGGACCACCAGCAACUCAUCAGAGACGAAUACUUUGCUAGUUACCCUGGUUUCGACGUCCAGCAUGUCUUGCAUCACCCGAAUAGGAUGGUCAUCAACAUGGUCCAGGGAAAGUUAUCCAAAACUGACAAGACUCUCCCUGUUAUGAAUGAACAUAUCAAGGCGGGCUUAUCUGACAUUUGGGGAGAAAGCAAAUCUUGGAAGACGCUCAACUGGGAAGAUGGAACAACUGGGGUUAUUUCGCGUGCAGCAGCAUCUAUCUUUGUCGGGCCGGAACUCGCUGCUGAUCCUGAAUGGCAAAAGGCCUCGAGAGCUUAUGUUCUGGAUUACUUUGGAGCUGUUGGAGAAAUGCAUAUGUGGCCCUCGUGGUUGAGAUGGCUGGUUGUCUGGUAUCUUCCCGGUGCCUCUGCUUGCCGUGCUGGUUUGAAGCGGGCUCGCGAAAUGGUGAACAAGGUCGUUCAGGAGAGACGACAAGAGGAAAAAGAAGCUAGGGUCAAAAGAAAAGAGGCUCCUGCUUAUUAUGACGCCCUUGCUUGGACACUUGAAUCGCCACUUGGAAACGAAUUUGAGCCGGCGGAUGUUCAGCUUGCUCUGGCUAUGGCCGCCCUGUUUACCACUUCAGAGCUCUUUCGACAGAUCCUCAUUGAGGUUGCUCACCACCCUGAGGUUGUUGAGCAUCUGAGGCGAGAGAUUGAAGAUGCUGCACCUGAUCACGACUUUACUGCCAUGUCGCUCGUCAAGAUGCAGUUGCUCGAUAGCUUCAUGAAGGAGACACAAAGACAAAUCCCGUCGCUAGUGAUAUUGGAGAGAUUGGUCAUUCGCGACACUCGGCUUCCUGAUGGCACUCUUCUCGAAAAAGGAACUCAUAUCGCCAUCGAUGCUCGAGAGAUGUACAACCCCGCUAAUUUUGGGAAUCCCAAGGAGUUUAAUGCUUGGCGCUUUCAUAAGCGUCGACAAGCUGGUGACAAUACAAGCUUGUUCGUGCAGUCAAGCCCGGAGCAUGCCCAGUUCGGCAUGGGCAAACAUAUAUGCCCCGGAAGGUUCUUUGCUGGCAGCGAGUUGAAGCUUUGCCUGGCUCACAUCAUACUCAAAUAUGAUAUUAGAUUGAAGGACGGGUGCUUGGGAAAGCCUAUGCAGUUUGGCUUCUUGAGUGCUACUGAUCCAUUCACCCAGCUGGAAGUUCGAAGAAGAUAG